UAGGUUAAAUUACACGUGUACGACGAUCCAAGAAGAUAGAAAUAAGUUAAAAAGCUUGAUAUUGUAAGAUAAAAUCACAUUUGCAUUAUAUAAAUUCUCCAUAUAGUUAUCUGUAAUCUAAUAUGGGAAAGUUGGACGUUAAAAUAUUACGAUAUUUAACCCCGGAAGACUUUCGUGUUCUGACAGCGAUUGAAAUGGGUAUGAAAAAUCAUGAACUCGUACCUGCAUUACUUGCCACACAAAUAGCGAAUCUGCGUUAUGGUGGAGUUCACAAAUUACUAAAAGAAAUGUGCAAGCAUAAAUUGCUCAGUUAUGAACGAGGCAAACGGUAUGAUGGUUAUCGUUUGACAAAUGCUGGUUACGAUUAUUUAGCCUUAAAAGUUUUAACGCAUAGAGGAACAAUCCAUUCCUUUGGUAAUCAGAUUGGUGUUGGCAAGGAAUCUAACAUUUACAUUGUUGCCAAUGAAGAAGAGACUCCGCUUUGUCUAAAGUUACACAGAUUGGGUAGAACAUGCUUUCGAAACAUUAAAGGAAAGAGAGAUUAUCAUCAGCAUAGACAUUCUGUAUCUUGGUUAUACUUGUCAAGAAUCUCUGCAACUAGAGAGUUUGCAUAUAUGAAAGCACUUCUGGAUAGAGGUUUUCCUGUGCCAAAACCAAUUGACUUUAACAGGCACUGCGUUGUUAUGGAGCUGGUUGAAGGUGGACCUCUGUGUAAUAUAAAUGAAGUAGACAAUGUUGAAACAUUGUACGAUGAGCUCAUGGAUUUGAUUGUUAGAUUGGCGAAUCAUGGUGUUAUACAUGGAGAUUUCAAUGAAUUUAACAUAAUGAUCAAAGAUGAUGGCAAGCCUGUUAUCAUUGAUUUUCCUCAAAUGGUUUCUACAGAACACGAGAACGCAGAAGCAUAUUUUGAAAGAGAUGUGAACUGUAUCCGUGAUUUCUUUAAGAGACGUUUUGGAUAUGAGAGCGAAUUAUAUCCAACUUUUCAAGAUAUAUCACGUGAGGACAGCAUAGAUACUGAAGUCAAAGCCAGUGGCUUUACAAGGCAAAUAGAAAAAGAAAUUGAUGCUUUUUUAACAGAAAAUGGCAUUGAUUAUAAAGAAGAAAAAGACAAUAUAGACAAUGAAGACAGUGAGGACAGUGAGGAAGAAAAAUAUGAGAAUUGUGUUGAUAAUAUUGAGGAUUUGAAAUAUCAAUUAAAAGGUUUACAACUUCAAAACGAAAUUGUUGUAAAAGAAGGAUUUGAUGCUUCAACAAGAGAUUUAACUUUAAAUAAUGAUGAUGAACAUUUGAAGAAAAUAUCUAUGGUGCCAUGUCCCGACAAGCGAAGUAAUACGGAAAAUGAAUGUGAACAAAAUAACGAAGAUGUAACAGUAGAAAAUGUAAAGGCCAAUGAAAAACAUGAUAAUUUUACAUCGUAUGAUUUAUCAUCAAAUACGGAAAACGAAGCAGUACGUUUUUAUGAUACACGAAGUAUUUUAACAGUUGCUACAAUUGCACCAGAUUUGAUAAAAAAGAGAACAAAGUUAGCACUUGACAAACGCGAGAGAAGCCAAGCAAAGAGAACACUUGCUAAAGGAGAAGCAAGCGCAGUAACGAGGAUACGAAGAGAUAAUAGGGCUACAAUUAAAGAAUCAACGGGAAUUUGGGGUUGGGAAUAAAGUACAAGUUAUUGAGAAAAUUUGUCGGUCUUAAGAAGCGACAGUUCAAUCUUGAGUGCAAAAGGAGCAUUUCUCUGUAGAGGUACACUUGGUACAUCAUCAAGAGAGGGUAUUUUGUUUAAUCUAUUUGUUUUGUCUCCUCUGUUGCGUAUUAUACAUUUCGUUGUCGUAACGCAACACGCGAGC
Messenger RNA from Mycetomoellerius zeteki, 1844 nucleotides. It is a transcript of the gene RIOK2, whose product is annotated as RIO kinase 2. Gene Ontology annotation, cellular component: cytosol; nucleus; preribosome, small subunit precursor. Gene Ontology annotation, molecular function: ATP binding; protein serine/threonine kinase activity. The transcript has 6 exons. The record is from RefSeq and is a predicted model, not a curated record. Gene Ontology annotation, biological process: protein phosphorylation; maturation of SSU-rRNA. Lineage: Eukaryota; Metazoa; Arthropoda; Insecta; Hymenoptera; Formicidae. Bases 123 to 1658 code for a protein of 511 amino acids.